AUGGCCACGGUGGGAAGCCCUUGGGGCUGGUUCCUGGGGUGCCUCGUCCUUGGUGUCACAGGGUUGCGGGUCUCUGGAAGCGGCAGCCACAUCAUAAACGGCGAGGACUGCAAGCCGCACUCGCAGCCCUGGCAGGCGGCACUGUUCCUGGAAAACGAAUUCUUCUGCGCGGGCAUCCUGGUGCAUCCGCAGUGGGUGCUGUCGGCCGCACACUGUCACCAGAGCUCCUACACCGUCGGGCUGGGCCUGCACAGUCUGGAGGCCAGCCAGGAGCCGGGCAGCCGGAUGGUGGAGGCCACGCUCUCCAUUCGGCACCCGGAGCACAACAAACCCUUUCUUGCCAAUGACCUCAUGCUCAUCAGGCUGAGUGAAGCAGUGCCCCCGUCUGACACCAUCCAGAACAUCAGCGUGGCCUCCCAGUGCCCCACCGCCGGGGACUCCUGCCUCGUCUCUGGCUGGGGUCUGCUGGUGGACGGCAGACUGCCCACGGUGCUCCAGUGCGUGAAUGUGUCGGUGAUGUCUGACGAGGCCUGCAGUGAGCUCUAUGACCCGGUGUACCACCCCAGCAUGUUCUGUGCCGGUGGGGGACAGGACCAGAAGGACUCCUGCAAUGGUGACUCAGGGGGGCCCUUGAUCUGCAACAGAACCCUGCAGGGUCUCGUAUCUUUUGGACAAGCCGAAUGUGGCCAAGUCGGCAUUCCAGGUGUCUACACCAACCUCUGUAAAUUCACUGACUGGAUAGAGAAAACCAUCCAGGCCAGUUACCCUGGGGACGAAGAUUCAUGAAACUGACCCCCAAAUAUGUCCUGCUGAAGGAAUUCA
Carlito syrichta (Philippine tarsier) is the source of this 822-nucleotide messenger RNA. It is a transcript of the gene KLK4, whose product is annotated as kallikrein related peptidase 4. Gene Ontology annotation, molecular function: serine-type endopeptidase activity. The transcript has 5 exons. The coding region runs from base 1 to 786 and encodes 261 amino acids. Lineage: Eukaryota; Metazoa; Chordata; Mammalia; Primates; Tarsiidae. The record is from RefSeq and is a predicted model, not a curated record. Gene Ontology annotation, biological process: proteolysis; extracellular matrix disassembly; amelogenesis.